UAAAAUCAUCGUCAUUUCGCCACAAUUUAAAAAAUUUUAUUGCCCCGCAUAUCUUUCUUACAGUCAAUCAACGUUAUUCGCUAAUAUUCUUACCUCAUGCCUAUAAUCAAUAAAAGUAUCGUAGCUUACGAUAACUCUCGAUACGAAUCGUAUAUAGAAAACAGAAUCCACGUUAUUUUUGUCGGUCGUGCAAGCUACAAACAUUGUUACCGAACCGACAGUUUCAAGUAUACGUGUUCAGAAUUGCGAGUUAUCAAAGAUCGGAAAACGAUUUUUUAUUAAAAUAAUCGGUUUGUAUCAAAAUCAAAAUUUUUAGAACUCGAUCUGGAAGAUCGAUUUGAAAUCGAACAUUUCUAUAUCGAUAAAUAAAUCUACUCGGAUAUUUGGAUCGAAUAAAUACUACAGUAUUUCUUCGUGCGUUCACAUAGCGUGAUCAGAAAUAGUUAUAUAAAAUCAAGAGAUAUGUCUGUUAUGAUUAACUCGUGAAAUAUUGUAUUUUGUUUUAUCACGACGAUCAUUAUUAUCACAAUGGCUACAAUAAUGUCAUUGUCUAACGAAGUGAUUAUUGUUAUUCUGAAGAACGUCAGCAUCAAGGACAUCAAGAACUUUACUUCUACGUGCAAGAAAUUUAGACAAAUAUCAUGGGACAAUAAACUUUGGAUGAAAAAGCUCUAUCAGAACUGGCCUUCUACAAGGAAAAUUUAUGAUAGCAUGACGAGCGAUGAUCUUUUUAAAUUAGAUUUUAAAGAACAAGUAAAAGAAGCUGUAAAACAUAGGAAAGAAAUGUUGGAUUUGAUAGCUCAGAUAUCCAAGAUUAAUUUAGACAACACUUACAAGAAGAAUAUAAUUUCAAACUUCCUUUGCACAACCGUGCAUUCUAUAAAUAAUUAUAUUGCUAUAGAUGAGCUUAGAAGAAUAAUUUCGCAAAGUCCAUGGAUAUCUGGUUGCGAUUUGACGCACAGAUAUUAUAGCUGCCAUAUUCUUCGACUAGUGAAGUAUUAUCAUAUCAGGCACAAAUUGCUACAAUUUAGAUGUAAAUUGAAAAGACAACAAAUUUUGGAACAGAUGGUUACUCUUCUGAUACAAUGGUUCAAUGUUAAGACUGAUCUCUCUGAUGAUAUCUCUUACUCGCACAUAAAAGCGUCGUUGGAUCAUAUCGCAGAAAAGGUGUUGCAAGCUCUUAAAGAACAACAUCCCUCGCAUCCUAUAUUUAUGAUGUGUGAUACUUUUUAUGAUUAUUGUAAAAACAAUAACGUCUCUCCCACAUAUUGGAACCACGAAGAAACAUUGAAGAUUUUGAUUGUACUCGAAAAAAUUGUAUUCUCUCCAUCGUAUUUCCACAAAUUAGAUCAAUUAUGGAUAAAAUUACAUAAAAAUGAGUCUGAAAUUGUUGUUUCACGAGGCUUGCAAAGUAUAUUUUUCUUAACAAUAUAUCAAGGUGUAAUGCGAAGAUUGGGCAUAUAUUCCAUUGUAAUUACAGAAAAUAUGCUUCAAAUUUUUUUGAAACCGACAGAUAUUACAAAACGUCCAGAGUAUAUUGGUAUACAACUGAAAAACGACCAAUUCUGCUUAGAGAACGUUAUCAAGAGGGAUAAUCGUGACAGAAAUCAUUUACUGAUAAAACCAACAUUAAUUGAAUAUUUGAAAAUACGAGAAAAAAACUUAAACAUACAGGACGAAGGGCAAUUAUUAAUACUAUGGCAUAUAAUGGAAGGAAAACAUGCAGAUGUCACAGACUUAAUGAAUUGGGAAUCUAACGUGAAUAUAAGAAAACGCGAACCACAAAAAAGAUCGGCAGAAUUAAAAUUUGUAAUUGGGACGAUUGUAACCCAUAAAUAUAAAAACAAAAAUAAAACCUCCACUCAUCAUGGAGUUAUAGUUGGUUGGCACCAUUACUUCAAUUUCGAUUCAAUAUUUGGCAUUUUUAAGACCUUACCGAAUAAUUACUCAAAAAUAUUAACAUGUAAAAAUAUUGAGAAUUGUACAGAUCCUAAGUGUUUGGUGCAUAAACCAUACUACAUAAUUUUCUGUGACAAUAACGUAUAUUGUUAUGAACGACAAGAAAAGAUAUCGAUAUGUUCUUCAACAAAAUGGAUCCAUCAUGACGAGAUAGGUCGAUAUUUUUCUAAAUAUGAACGUACUUAUUAUGUACCGAAUGAAAUGCUAGCAAGGGAUUAUCCAUAUGACGUCGCUAUAAUUAACAAAAUGAUGCGUAAUCAAUAGAUUAUGUUACAUUAAAAGGUUUAGGAUA
Messenger RNA from Formica exsecta, 2251 nucleotides. RefSeq names its product F-box only protein 21-like. The record is from RefSeq and is a predicted model, not a curated record. Lineage: Eukaryota; Metazoa; Arthropoda; Insecta; Hymenoptera; Formicidae. The transcript is spliced from 8 exons. The coding region runs from base 529 to 2223 and encodes 564 amino acids. Gene Ontology annotation, molecular function: DNA binding; protein binding.